Gigantopelta aegis is the source of this 4469-nucleotide messenger RNA. Its product is annotated as transmembrane protein 234 homolog. NCBI's taxonomy places the organism in Eukaryota, Metazoa, Mollusca, Gastropoda, Neomphalida, Peltospiridae. The record is from RefSeq and is a predicted model, not a curated record. The transcript has 5 exons. The coding region runs from base 77 to 466 and encodes 129 amino acids.
AUCAACUUCCUAUUUGUUCCUAUUACUUCCGGUAUUGUGUAAAUAAACACUUUGCCUUAUUCACCUAUUUUCUGCAAUGGACAAUCUAGGAAAUGCCUUUUGGCUUACGACUGUUGCCGCCUUCUGGGGCCUCACGAAUCCUUUUAUUAAAAGGGGCAGCCGAGGUGUGGAGAAUAUAAAGAGAGAUAACUCUGUGAGGCAGUUUCUAGCAGAAUUACGUUUUCUCUUUUUCAACUGGAAGUAUCUUCUGCCAUUUGUUGUGAAUCAGUUUGGAUCUGUCUUGUACUAUAUCACACUUGCUUCUGCUGACUUGACUCUGGCUGUUCCUUUGACAAAUUCACUCACUUUUAUCUUUACCAGCAUUUCCGGAAGACUGUUGGGAGAGAAAAUACAGCAUUGGGAGACCUAUGUUGGUAUGGCCUUUGUGGUUAUUGGUGUUUUACUCUGUGUCAUCAGUAAAUACUGAAGACUGCAAUAAUCUACACAUACUGAAGGUGUUAUUCAGUGACUAAAGCUUCCAGCUACACUGGAAGAUGUAGCUCAGUGACUAAAGCAUCCAGCUACACAGGGGAAGAUGCAGCUCAGUGAAUAAAGUAUCCAGCUACACAGGGGAAGAUGUAGCUAAGUGAAUAAAGUAUCCAGCUACACAGGGGAAGAUGUAGCUCAGUGAAUAAAGUAUCCAGCUACACAGGGGAAGAUGUAGCUCAGUGACUAAAAUAUCCAGCUACACGGGAAGAUGUAGCUCAGUGACUAAAGUAUCCAGCUACACGGGAAGAUGUAGCUCAGUGAAUAAAGCAUCCAGCUACACAGGGGAAGAUGCAGCUCAGUGACUAAAAUAUCCAGCUACACAGGGGAAGAUGUAGCUCAGUGAAUAAAGCAUCCAGCUACACAGGGGAAGAUGUAGCUCAGUGACUAAAGCAUCCAGCUACACAGGGGAAGAUGUAGCUCAGUGAAUAAAGCAUCCAGCUACACGGGAAGAUGUAGCUCAGUGACUAAAAUAUCCAGCUACACAGGGGAAGAUGUAGCUCAGUGAAUAAAGCAUCCAGCUACACAGGAGAAGAUGUAGCUCAGUGAAUAAAGCAUCCAGCUACACAGGGGAAGAUGUAGCUCAGUGAAUAAAGCAUCCAGCUACACAGGGGAAGAUGUAGCUCAGUGAAUAAAGCAUCCAGCUACACAGGGGAAGAUGUAGCUAAGUGAAUAAAGUAUCCAGCUACACAGGGGAAGAUGUAGCUCAGUGAAUAAAGUAUCCAGCUACACAGGGGAAGAUGUAGCUCAGUGAAUAAAGCAUCCAGCUACACGGUAAGAUGUAGCUCAGUGACUAAAAUAUCCAGCUACACAGGGGAAGAUGUAGCUCAGUGAAUAAAGCAUCCAGCUACACAGGGGAAGAUGUAGCUCAGUGAAUAAAGUAUCCAGCUACACAGGGGAAGAUGUAGCUAAGUGAAUAAAGUAUCCAGCUGCACAGGGGAAGAUGUAGCUCAGUGAAUAAAGCAUCCAGCUACACGGGAAGAUGUAGCUCAGUGAAUAAAGCAUCCAGCUACACGGGAAGAUGUAGCUCAGUGACUAAAAUAUCCAGCUACACAGGGGAAGAUGUAGCUCAGUGAAUAAAGCAUCCAGCUACACAGGAGAAGAUGUAGCUCAGUGAAUAAAGCAUCCAGCUACACAGGGGAAGAUGUAGCUCAGUGAAUAAAGCAUCCAGCUACAUGGGAAGAUGUAGCUCAGUGACUAAAAUAUCCAGCUACACAGGGGAAGAUGUAGCUCAGUGAAUAAAGUAUCCAGCUACAGAGGGGAAGAUGUAGCUCAGUGAAUAAAGCAUCCAGCUACACCGGAGAAGAUGUAGCUCACUGAAUAAAGUAUCCAGCUUCACAGUGAAUAAAGAAGGGUCCAGUAAGGCAGGAACGGUUCUAUAUCAAAUAUGUAUUUAAUUUCUGCAGUGUGAGAAACAGUAAUAACAAAAUUAAACGGUCGCUCUGUGAACUUACUUCAGUCAGCAGGGUAACACGGUAGUAAAUUGUAACCUCUGUUGUCUCAAGCGAGUUAGAAAAGCAAUGCUUUAAUAACUGAUGAUGCCACUCACUGGAAUAGCACUUAUGAUGUGUUUGAAAGAUUGCUGCAGCAACGAGUCCCUGUUUACACGAUACUGCACGAUGCAUCUAUUACUAGACCAUAUGAUCCACAAACACUUGAUAUGUGUGAGGAGCAUUGGUACAUCAUCGAUGCACGGUUGCCUCUUCUAAAACCUUUUUACUUUGCAACGAGGGUGAUGUGUUCAGAAGAAUAUUCCACACUGAGUGGUGUCUUGGCCAUACUUGGUGACAAAUCACAUGAAAAUAAGGGAUACGGACACUGCUGUUGUGGUGGAUUUCAAAGAAUGUAUCAAGAAGGUCUUAAAUAAAAGAUUUCAUCUGGAUGAGGACAGUCUUGUGAAAUCAUCUUUGGCCAUGUUCUGCUUCUUUGAUCCCCAUUACAAGUCCCUGCCUUUUUAACCGAGGAUCAGCGAGUUUGCCUCCAGACCUUUGUGAAACAAGAAGCCGUACAAUUUUCCAAAGUUAGAACAGAUCUGCAACAUGAUGAGGAACAUGCACAGGAUCCAUCCAUGAACUUAACUGAUGAGUCUGUGGCAUGUAAACAUUGCAAGUUGAAUCAAGAGGAUAUGUGUUACCGAAGGUUCUAUAUAUAGCACAGAAGACUUAAGCUGGGGUUUAAGGUCUUUAUUCAGGGAUCACCUGGAGGGAUGUGAAGAUCCCGAUGUUUAUUAAAACAUUCUCACACAAAUAACGACCCUGGAAUAACAAAAGGACAUAAAAUCAGUUACAUUUUCCAGGUUACAACAUAUAUUAUUUUACCAUACAUAACGUUAUUUGCCAAGUACAAAUUACUACAAUAUUAUAUUACUAAUGUACAUUUAACACCAACAUUUCAAUUCAAAGAGACUCAAAUCAAAUAUAAUUAUAAUUCAAAGGUUAAUUUAAUUAUCACAUCAUUGCUAUAAGCAUGUGCUAAGCACGUCAUAAAAUUAUAUAAAUACCUGUCUGUAUAUUCUAUAACACACAGAAUCACGACAUCACAUAAGUAAAUAUUUAACCUACCGACUGUGGAUCAGGUUGUUUGAAUAAUGAUGCUGGUUGUGCUACAUCAUUGAUAACCUGUCAACAAAAUACCACUUAUAAAUAGGAGCACAUAAAAUGUACACAUAAAAUAUAUUCAUAUAUACACUUAAUAAUAAAGUAGAUUAAUAACUGAUUUAGUUAUUUACUUAUUUGUAUUAUCAAACCUAAUCAAAUAUUCGUCUUGGAAGACAAAUAUCCCUAUAUAAUUAUAAACAUUAUUAAACACUACUUUAACUCGUUCGCUAUAGAAUAAUAGAAUAAGUUUAAUCAACUGCUUACACAUGCUAAGUUCUAAUUUAAGGCUUAUAAAAUAUGCAUACACUAAUCUAUUUUACUACUUAAAACACAUGGUUAUAUCUUAAAAUAUAUGUUUGUAUUUACCUGUGCUGUUAAUAACUAUGCCGUGCAGAACUUGAUCAAAUGGAAAACUUGCAAUGCAGAAAACCACCUCUGUCUUGCUUGAACAUUUAAAAGUCUUCGACUCCAGAGAACACCAGAUAACAAAAGAAACAAUAGAUGGGCUUACUAUUGAAGGACUACCUGGCCUGAACACUGAGUUGAGGGUGAACACAACCCAAGCUGACAAUUCCAAAGACACAGGAAAACAAUAGAAACAAAAUAAGAGACAGCUUUGCACUAUUAGAGUUAGAAAGAAUAAAAUAUAUGUAAACUGUUUUAAAAUUGUAGUGUAUGUGAUAUGCAAUUUAAAACAUCCGGUUACAUAUGUCAUACUUUCUUGGAGACUUACCAAAAAGACUUCUGCAGUACCCGACUCCAUUGAUUCUGAGCUUCAUUUGUAUCUGAAAGACAAGCCAUUGCCAACGAAACAUCACCCAUUCAUGUGGUGAAAAUGCAAUGCUGAAAGUUAUACACAUUUGAUGAUGCUUGUAAGAAAACCUCCCUGCAUCCCUGGAACAUCUGUGCCCUCGGAACGAGUUUUUACCACAUCAGGUGGAACUGUAACAAAACUGCGAGCGUCACUCGACUCAUCCAUGUUGGACAAACUGAUAUUUUUGAACAAAGUGCAAUAAGCAGUCAUACAUCCAUCAAUGGAAAAGGAUGCAGCUCCAGAACAGUGUGAUGAAGCUUUAGCAUCAUAGUCCAUGUCGACUACGACUCCACCCGUAUCAUUGCUUCCAUACUUCCCAGGCGAGGCCAGCAUACAAUAAACAUGAAAUGUUACUUUUAACUCUCACAGUAAAUAACUCCAGUAACUUGCACAGUGUUCUAGACGUUAGUUGGUUUUCCUUUAUUCUUUAUGAACUAUUAGUGUCUCUUUAUCAAAAAUUAGACAAGCAUACGUGAGUUGUUAUUAGAUGACUUCUGUUAAACGUAUUUAAAAAGUACACAAUUUUUAAAGGC